Molecule: messenger RNA, 480 nt
Organism: Clunio marinus
Lineage: Eukaryota; Metazoa; Arthropoda; Insecta; Diptera; Chironomidae
Source: the annotation of a GenBank genome assembly
AUGAUCGCUUACAAAAAUAUUCAUGACAUCAUUUACUUAACGUCCCAACAGAAUUCGAUUUCUUUAUGUGACAAUGAAAAUGUUUCUCAAAAAGUUCAAUUUACAGAAAUGAGAACGAGCACGAUACGAGGAUGCUUACAAUUAGCCUUAACCAUUUUUACUAUCGUAAAAAUAUUUGGACAUUUUAUGCAUGCAUUGUUAGUGCAGCUUAACGGCACCACACAUUCAACAUGUUCCCAAAUGAUCAUAAUUUUUUUAAAAGAUUUCUGUCGACUUGUUUUUGGUGUUGCUGCCGACCCAACUCCGUCGAAACGACACAAAACCGACUGUCGAGAGAAAGAGAAUCGUAAAGCAAAAGCAGAAAAUGAAAAAAAAAUGAAAAAGUUCCAAUGUAGCGAGCGCUCUAUACACACAAUCUCUAUACCUACAGCGUAUAUAUUUUUCCCUGAACAUUUUCUGUUCGGUCGAAAACGGGUCUGA